Molecule: messenger RNA, 705 nt
Organism: Penicillium paradoxum
Lineage: Eukaryota; Fungi; Ascomycota; Eurotiomycetes; Eurotiales; Aspergillaceae
Product: HD domain-containing protein
Exons: 1
Coding region: 1-705 (234 amino acids)
Source: RefSeq, a predicted model, not a curated record
AUGGAUGAUACCAGUGCAGAAUUCCAAACGCUCUUCAGCGCAAUGUCCGCUUUUGUAACGGACUGCAUGUCUGGACACGACCCAUCGCACAACCCAGCUCACGUCCACCGAGUGGUAGCGCUCGCCAACAAGAUCCUGAACGCAGAGCGGGCGCUGCACCCGCAAACGCAAUUCAAUGGCGCCGUCGUCAAGCUCGCAGCACUCCUGCAUGACAUCGGAGACAGAAAAUACCUCACCAAGCUGGAUACAGCAUCGGGCGAAGAGCUCGACCCAACGACGAUGGUACAACACGCUCUCCUUGCGCGGGGUGCGCCUCCAGAACUCGCAUCUCGAGUGCAGACAAUUGUGUCCCACGUUUCCUAUACGACCGAGUGCAAGGAUCCAGCUUUGAUCCGGCGCUUGAUUGACGAAGAUGGCCUUGUCGAACUUGGAGUUGUACAGGAUGCGGAUCGACUUGAUGCCAUCGGGGCUAUUGGAAUUGGGAGAUGUUUCACUUUCCUUGGGGCUGUCGGAAAGAAGUACUGUGUUGAUGGGAAAUGGGAGAUGAACAAUUCCAUCGAGCACUUUGAGGACAAGUUGGUCAAGCUGGAGGGGAUGAUGAAGACUGCCACUGGAAAAGAAAUGGCCAAGGUACGAACAGAGAGGUUGAAGGUCUUUGCGGGAUGGUGGGAGGAGGAGAUGGAUCUUGCUUCUACUUCUAUCUAG